GCCGGUUCCGGCUGAAUGUCAGUGCUGGACUGUGGGCCGGGGGGAAGGUGGUUGGCAGUCUCUCGAGCACCUCAGCCGCUGCUUCCUCCGCUUGUGCCGCCGCCGCGGGCGCCUGGCCGCUCGGCCGCUUGGGCAUGAGACCGUGAGGCAAGCGACUGGCCGGGGCCGCCGACAUGUUUGGCCGCUCGCGGAGCUGGGUGGGCGGGGGCCAUGGCAAGUCUUCCCGCAAUAUCCACUCCUUGGACCACCUCAAAUAUCUGUACCACGUUUUGACCAAAAACACCACCGUCACAGAACAGAACAGGAACCUGCUGGUGGAGACCAUCCGAUCCAUCACCGAGAUUCUGAUCUGGGGGGAUCAGAAUGACAGCUCUGUAUUUGACUUCUUCCUGGAGAAGAACAUGUUCGUCUUCUUCUUGAACAUCCUGCGGCAGAAGUCAGGCCGCUACGUGUGCGUUCAGCUGCUGCAGACCUUGAACAUCCUCUUCGAGAAUAUCAGUCACGAGACCUCACUUUAUUAUUUGCUCUCUAAUAACUAUGUAAAUUCUAUCAUUGUCCAUAAGUUUGACUUUUCUGAUGAGGAGAUUAUGGCAUAUUAUAUAUCGUUCCUGAAAACGCUUUCGUUAAAACUCAACAACCACACGGUCCAUUUCUUUUACAAUGAGCACACUAAUGACUUCGCCCUGUACACAGAAGCCAUCAAAUUUUUCAAUCACCCCGAAAGUAUGGUUAGAAUUGCUGUAAGAACCAUAACUUUAAACGUCUACAAAGUGGAUAACCAGGCCAUGCUGCACUAUAUCAGAGAUAAAACUGCUGUCCCUUACUUCUCCAAUUUGGUCUGGUUCAUCGGGAGCCAUGUGAUCGAACUUGACAACUGUGUGCAGACGGAUGAGGAGCAUCGGAAUCGGGGGAAGCUGAGUGACCUGGUGGCUGAGCAUCUGGACCACCUGCACUAUCUCAAUGACAUCCUGAUCAUUAACUGCGAGUUCCUCAACGACGUGCUCACAGACCACCUGCUCAACAGGCUCUUCCUGCCGCUCUACGUGUACUCGCUGGAGAACCAGGACAAGGGAGGAGAACGACCGAAAAUCAGCCUGCCGGUUUCUCUCUACCUUCUGUCCCAGGUCUUCCUAAUUAUACAUCACGCACCCCUGGUGAACUCAUUAGCUGAAGUCAUUCUGAAUGGCGAUCUGUCUGAGACGUACACUAAGCCCGAACAGGAUGUUCAGAGAAGCUGUGCCAAGCCCAGCAUUCGGUGCUUCAUUAAACCCACCGAGACGCUAGAGCGGUCCCUUGAGAUGAACAAGCACAAGGGCAAGAGGCGGGUGCAAAAGAGACCCAACUACAAAAACGUUGGGGAGGAAGAAGAUGAGGAGAAAGGGCCCGCCGAGGAUGCCCAAGAAGACGCCGAGAAGGCUAAAGGUACAGAGGGUGGUUCAAAAGGCACCAAGACGAGUGGGGAGAGUGAAGAGAUAGAGAUGGUAAUCAUGGAGCGCAGCAAGCUCCCGGAGCUGGCGCCCAGCACCUCGGUGCAGGAGCAGAACACCACGGACGAGGAGAAGAGCGCCGCCACUGGCCUGGACAGCGUCCAGUGGAGCAGACCCUUCCUGGAUAUGGUGUACCAUGCCCUAGACAGCCCAGAUGACGAUUACCACGCGCUCUUCGUGCUCUGCCUCUUGUACGCGAUGUCUCAUAACAAAGGCAUGGAUCCUGAGAAACUCGAGCGGAUCCAGCUGCCGGUGCCCACUGCGGCCGAGAAGACGACCUACAACCACCUACUGGCUGAAAGACUCAUCAGGAUCAUGAACAACGCAGCCCAGCCAGAUGGCAAGAUCCGGUUGGCGACGCUGGAGCUGAGCUGCCUGCUCCUAAAGCAGCAAGUCGUGACCAGCACGGGCUGUGUCAUAAAGGACGUACACCUGGCCUGCCUGGAGGGAGCCCGAGAAGAAAGUGUCCACCUGGUGCGGCAUUUCUAUAAGGGAGAAGAAAUCUUUUUGGACAUGUUUGAAGAUGAGUACAGGAGCAUGACGAUGAAGCCCAUGAAUGUGGAAUAUCUCAUGAUGGACGCCUCCAUUCUGCUGCCCCCCACGGGCACGCCGCUGACGGGCAUUGACUUUGUGAAGCGGCUGCCGUGUGGUGACGUGGAGAAGACCCGGCGGUUUCCAUCUUCUCUGCUCUCCGAACUGUUGGUCCAGGCCAUCCGGGUGUUCUUCAUGCUCCGUUCCCUGUCACUGCAACUGCGAGGGCAGCCCGAGACCCAGCUGCCGCUGACGCGGGAGGAAGACCUGAUCAAAACGGAUGACGUCCUUGAUCUGAACAACAGCGACCUGAUCGCGUGCACGGUGAUCACCAAGGAUGGAAGCAUGCUCCAGCGGUUCCUGGCUGUUGACAUUUACCAGAUGAGUUUGGUGGAGCCUGACGUGUCCAGGCUGGGCUGGGGAGUGGUCAAGUUCGCAGGCCUUCUGCAGGACAUGCAGGUGACUGGCGUGGAGGACGACAGCCGCGCCCUGAAUAUCACCAUCCACAAGCCUGCAUCCAGCCCCCAUUCCAAGCCCUUCCCCAUCCUGCAGGCCACCUUCGUCUUCUCGGACCACAUCCGCUGCAUCAUCGCCAAGCAGCGCCUGGCCAAGGGCCGCAUCCAGGCGAGACGCAUGAAGAUGCAGAGAAUAGCUGCCCUCCUGGACCUCCCGAUCCAGCCGACAACUGAAGUCCUGGGGUUUGGUCUCAGCUCGUCCUCUACCCAGCACCUGCCUUUCCGCUUCUACGACCAGUGCCGCCGGGGCAGCAGCGACCCCACAGUACAGCGCUCUGUGUUUGCGUCGGUGGACAAGGUGCCAGGCUUCGCCGUGGCCCAGUGCAUGAACCAGCACAGCUCAUCCUCCCUGUCCUCGCCGUCGCCGUCUGCCAGCGGGAGCCCCAGCGGCAGUGGGAGCACCAGUCACUGCGACUCGGGGGGCGCCCGCUCGUCGUCCAGCCCCUCGGCCGCCCAGAGCCCUGCAGAUGACCCCAUGACUAUGGAGCAGCCUCAGCCUAACCUUCCCGACCAGUUGGUGAUCAUCAGUGAAACAGAAGCAGAGGCCAGGCCCAGCAAGAGCCUGGCGAGGAGCGCGGAUGUGGAGACAGUCAACCUGUGCCCCAGCCUCAUCCCCGCCCAGCAGCCCACCAUCUCCCUGCUUUGCGAGGACACUGCCGACACGCUGAGCGUGGAGUCACUGACUCUCGUCCCGCCCGUCGACCCCCAUAGCCUCCGCACCCUCACCGGCAUCCCCCCGCCACCCACACCAGCCGCGGUGGGCACAGGGACCCCGGGCGAGGGGGCUGCGCAGCCAGAGCCAGCGGGCCCCGCUGAGCACUGAGUUGACCUCCCUUCGUGCGUGCGGCCCCGCUGGCAGGGACCCGGAGCAGCUGACACGACAGACACCUCGGGAGCGUCUGAAGUUCUCCUCGGCCCGGUAACCGCCUCGAACCAUCCUUGCAGUCCUUUGCUCCGUUUGAAUUCCCCUUUUACUUCACACCUCUUUGAGAGCAGGCUGGGACCAGUGGCGACACCCCAGAGAACCCAGAUGACUGAGGCAGAGGAGGUUGGGCUGGUGUCAGAGCCCACGGCCCCAGGGCAGCAGGACCCACCGACAACACUCCCUUCAUCAGCCAGCCCCUCCCCAGUCUCGAAGGUCCUCUGCCAGCGUCCCCAGUGAGCACAGAAGAAGCGGACGUGGUCACUUUGUGUAGAAAUUUGUAGAAAAGCAAACUUCGAUAAACAUCUCCUUUGGAUAUUUAUUCCUGCUUCUGGCAGCAGAUGAAAAACAUCUAUUUUAAAAGUUCAAAAAAAAAUCCUCCACCCUGAGGUUUGAUGUCAUGUUAGAAGUGUAAUAUUACUGUCGAGAUUUCAUUUUCAUUUUGCCUUGAACUUCCCAGCGUUUUGGGUUUAGAGUUCUCAGUCUGGCUUUCUCCGUUGUCUUAAGGGAUUCCAUUUCUUUAUUACUCACUAACUCUGCAAGCCUAUGGAAUGAUAAAAGUCCCUUCCUGGAAAGGUUAGAGUAUUUUUUAAGCAAAAAUAAGGGAGAGACUCAUAUUCUCAGGUACACACAGAGCUGGGAGGGCCGAAAGUUUCUCUGCCGUGGCAGCCCAGGGGCCUUGCGUUACCCAGAAGAUCUUUCCAUGAAAGGGGGAUAGUGCAGUCAGCUCCCCGCUCAGGACCAUUCCUCGUCUCUCCGGACUGAAACCAAACAGGACGGUUUUCCGGCAUCACCUUCGGUUGUCCCCAUCUCUCUAUUUGUCUAAGAGAGAACGAUUUGGGACUGCAGACACUCCAGCCCCCGUGGCCGUGAUGGAAAGGAAAGGCCAUGGAAACCGUCCUCUGAGUCCGUCGCCUGCUGCUCAGUGGUGUGGGUGCCUGCAUGCAGGGACAUCCCGAGAACCAGCCCCCGCCCAGCUGCAAGGACGUGACGUCCGAGCUCACAGGGCCAUCCUAGGAGCUCGGGGUUUGUCCCUCUUCCUCUCAGCUGCUGCUGUAAAGAUGCAAGUUCGUUUUUAAAAUGGAAACCCCCAGUUCCUUCUCCAUUUGGGCUGGGUGUGUGCAGGCCAGGUCUCCGCUAUAUCCGAUAAAGCUCCCAGAAUGUUCUUUCUACUCAGCCAGGCAAGGCCAAUCGACCCUCACCUCUCUGGUUGAUGCUCAGACCUUCCAAAACUUGCCUCCACGUGUCCCCCAGGAGUGCCAGCACCCGUGGUGUCAGUGUCAGCCGGUCCGGGUUAUCAGGUGGCCUCAGGAAAUGCUCCGCACGCUUACCUCUUAGAGGACCCGCUCCCCGGUACCUCCCCCAAUCUGCUGUCAGGCAGGGCCUGCCCGGGCCAGACUUCAGCCUCCUGAAGGAAACACACUGGUCCCCUGAGGAAGGGGAGUGGCGCCUGCAGGACAGAUCUCUCCAGCCUUAAGAAGCCCUCCGGGCAGGUGAGCCCAGCCAGCACCAACAGGGGAAAGACCCAGCUCAGAAACGCAGCCAUUUAGGCAGAAAUUCCAGGGGCCCUGGCAAGGAGGGACAAGCCAUGACCUUCAGGAGAGUCCCCUGGAAAGGACAGGCAGGGGGAACGGAAAGAGGGAGAAAGUCCAUGUUGUCAGGGACAGGGGCCCCCUGGUUAUUCUGCCAGGAUGCAGCGGCAGGCCAGCCCCAGAGCCACUCACUGCCGGUUUUGAAACAAUUCUGGAGCAGCAGAAAUGAGAGGCCAGUGACCUCCCAGCCGGUGGCAUUAUCGUGAGGAACAAGCCGAGGCACGUGGACCCUGCCCUGGGACCACCAGCCUGCUGUCUGAAGUCCAGUGGCUCCAGGUGGCUUCAAGCUCUACAGGAGGAAAGUCUCGGCGGGGGGACAGCAUGCCCAGGAGGACCCGCAGCAGUAUCACCCAGGCAGGAGAGCUGAACGCAGCCCAGCCUCCAUGGGCUCUUGAAUAGCAGGUGCGAUCAGACCAAGCUUCCGCCCCACGUCUGGCCCAAGGGCAGGCCUCUCCCCGGGUGGGCUCGAGGGGUUGGUUGUGGGCAGCCCACAGCCGGCUGGCAGCCAGGUCUCCACUGUCUUGGCAGCAGUGGCACAGCUAUGUCUUCAGGAGCCCCCAGAAAAUCUAACAGUGGGGGCACCUCCAGAGGGGCCCGUCCAGACAGCAGGUGCUGGGACUCUGGGGCAGAGAGGUAGAGCCAGGAAUCCUUGGCGAGCCCGGGGCAGGGGCCAUGGCCUGUGACACGUGAGUACCAGACUCGGCCUCAGCAGGCCCGUCCAGCCCGCUAUCUCCAUGUCCCCGCAGAGACCCUCCCCAAGUCCACAUCGGGCCCACUGAGUUUGCCAAGUCAGGGGCAGGGCUGGCCACAUGAACCCCCAAACGUCAGCUUUGAAAGUUGCUGGGGAGAAGCACAUGUCCUUUCCAGUUUGGGACCUUGAGCCAGCGAGGACGCCUCUCAAAGUCAGACAGGUACGUGCGCCCCCCCCCCCCGGGGGGGUGGGGGGGAGGGACUGUCCUCCUGCCACCAGCAGGCCCUCUGUGCUGCCCUUCCCCCCAUCACGCCUGCCUUGGUUGCUGCUCUCUGCAGAAGGCAGCUCCCACCCAAGCACCUGCACUGCGACCUGGGGGUGGGCGAGGAAACGCACGUCUUAACAGGCAUACACCAAGAUUUCUCUAAGGUCUCAAGAUGCACUGUUCAAAAAGGCACAGGGUGAACCAAUUCUCAUCUUCUUUUCUAGACGAAAUAAAUAAGAAAUAUUUAAUGUAGUCAUGAUGAUAUUGGGCAUAAACCUUAAGGGUUCCUUAAGUUCCUCUGAGUUGAAAAUAUGUAAAUAAUUCUUGUCCCAAGGAGGAGCGGGGCUGGGAAACCUCAUGCUUCUGGGCUACGGGACCGUUCCAGGGAAGUACCUGCUCUCGCCAGCAUGACUCAUGUUUCGUGGGUACUGAACACGAGGGUGGAAAUGAAAACUGGAACUUCCUUGUAAAUCUGAACUUGGCAAUAAAAGAAAAAAAGUUA
Lagenorhynchus albirostris (white-beaked dolphin) is the source of this 6505-nucleotide messenger RNA. It is a transcript of the gene CLEC16A, whose product is annotated as C-type lectin domain containing 16A. Gene Ontology annotation, biological process: endosome to lysosome transport; regulation of autophagosome maturation; endosomal transport. The coding region runs from base 174 to 3356 and encodes 1060 amino acids. Gene Ontology annotation, cellular component: late endosome; endolysosome membrane. The transcript is spliced from 23 exons. NCBI's taxonomy places the organism in Eukaryota, Metazoa, Chordata, Mammalia, Artiodactyla, Delphinidae. The record is from RefSeq and is a predicted model, not a curated record.